AUGAAGGUCUUGGUAGCGUUGCUGACGGUGUGGCUGACGGUGCUGGCGGCGGCGCAGGAGUAUGGGUCGUGCACAGCGUCUCAGGUCAAGUCAGGGGAAUCUUGCGCCGAGUUUGAGGUCAGGAAGACGGUGCAGCUGCAACAGGGGCUGAUCGAGGGCGCCAGGUUGGAGGCUGAAGGAGGAGGGUUCUUCUACGGCUUCAAGAACAUUCCCUUCGCCAAGCCCCCCGUCGGAGAGCUCAGGUUCAAGGAACCCCAGCCGGCCGGGGCGUGGGCGGGCGUGAGGAACGGGUCGCUGCCCAUGCCCAAGUGCCCGCAGUUCGGCAUGGCGAUGUUCAAGGGAGGAGAGGUCACGGUCGAGGGAGAGGAGGACUGCCUCCAUCUCUCCGUGUUCACGCCGAGGUUGAAGUGUACUUAUCCUGCGUCCAGGAUAGUUUUGCCGGAUAACUUGACAGAAAUAUAA
Molecule: messenger RNA, 462 nt
Organism: Penaeus vannamei (Pacific white shrimp)
Lineage: Eukaryota; Metazoa; Arthropoda; Malacostraca; Decapoda; Penaeidae
Source: RefSeq, a predicted model, not a curated record